AUGAGCAACAACCAACAGCCCCAGUCUCCCCGCCAUUGGCAUGGCACUGUCGGUGAUCGCUACGAGCAUCUCAAUGUCUGGGUGCGAGGAGGUCCUCCUGAGACCUACCGCCGUCCUUCGAUCCCUACUACCACCGCUGCCACUGCCACUUCCGACAGACGCGGCUCUGAUUCAUCGGAUAUGUCUUCCAACUCUGCCAAUCUGAGCAACAGCCCUCCCCCCAGCGUUGGGGAUAGAAGACGCUCAACCGGCCAUGGCGCGUCCAGCCUGUUUGAGAGUCUGACAAGCCAGAAGCGCAACUCUACGGACCAGACUUUCAAUACACGCCGUGAAAGCUGGAACGAGCAGGGACAGCAGGGCGGAUUCUUCGCCAAGUGGUGGGAUGGAUACACGAGAGGAGGUAGUAAAUAA
Messenger RNA from Aspergillus tubingensis, 411 nucleotides. RefSeq lists its product as uncharacterized. Lineage: Eukaryota; Fungi; Ascomycota; Eurotiomycetes; Eurotiales; Aspergillaceae. The coding region runs from base 1 to 411 and encodes 136 amino acids. The transcript is spliced from 2 exons. The record is from RefSeq and is a predicted model, not a curated record.